Messenger RNA from Indicator indicator, 1533 nucleotides. RefSeq names its product netrin 1 (gene NTN1). The record is from RefSeq and is a predicted model, not a curated record. The transcript is spliced from 6 exons. Bases 1 to 1533 code for a protein of 510 amino acids. NCBI's taxonomy places the organism in Eukaryota, Metazoa, Chordata, Aves, Piciformes, Indicatoridae.
AUGGCGCGGAGGGGCGCGGAGGCGGCGCUGGCCCUGCUUCUGGCGGUCGCCUGGCUGGCGCAACCCCUGCGCGGGGGCUACCACGGCGGGGGCAUGUUCGCCGUGCAGACGGCUCAGCCCGACCCUUGCUACGACGAGCACGGGCUGCCCCGCCGCUGCAUCCCCGACUUCGUCAACUCGGCCUUCGGGAAGGAGGUGAAGGUGUCGAGCACCUGCGGGAAGCCGCCGUCACGGUACUGCGUGGUGACGGAGAAGGGUGAGGAGCAGGUCCGUUCCUGCCACCUCUGCAACGCCUCCGACCCCAAGCGCGCCCACCCGCCCUCCUUCCUGACCGACCUCAACAACCCCCACAACCUGACCUGCUGGCAGUCCGACAGCUACGUCCAGUACCCCCAGAAUGUCACGCUCACCCUCUCCCUGGGCAAGAAAUUCGAGGUGACCUACGUCAGCCUUCAGUUCUGCUCUCCUCGCCCCGAGUCCAUGGCCAUCCACAAGUCAAUGGACUACGGCAAGACCUGGGUGCCCUUCCAGUUCUACUCCACGCAGUGCCGCAAGAUGUACAACAAGCCGAGCCGGGCCGCUAUCACCAAGCAGAACGAGCAGGAGGCGGUCUGCACCGACUCGCACACCGACGUGCGGCCCCUCUCCGGCGGCCUCAUCGCCUUCAGCACCCUGGACGGCCGCCCCACCGCCCACGACUUCGACAACUCGCCCGUGCUGCAGGACUGGGUGACGGCCACCGACAUCAGGGUGACCUUCAGCCGCCUCCACACCUUCGGCGACGAGAGCGAGGACGACUCGGAGCUGGCCCGAGAUUCCUACUUCUACGCCGUCUCCGACCUGCAGGUCGGCGGGCGCUGCAAGUGCAACGGCCAUGCAUCGCGAUGCGUCCGCGAUCGCGACGACAGCUUGGUGUGCGACUGCAAGCACAACACGGCCGGCCCUGAGUGCGACCGCUGCAAACCCUUCCACUACGACCGGCCCUGGCAGAGAGCGACGGCCCGGGAGGCCAACGAGUGCGUGGCCUGCAACUGCAACCUGCACGCCCGGCGGUGCCGCUUCAACAUGGAGCUGUACAAGCUGUCGGGGCGCCGGAGCGGCGGCGUCUGCCUCAACUGCCGCCACAACACCGCCGGCAGGCACUGCCACUACUGCAAGGAGGGCUUCUACCGCGACCUCAGCAAGCCCAUCUCCCACCGCAAGGCAUGCAAAGAGUGCGAUUGCCAUCCCGUGGGUGCUGCUGGCCAGACCUGUAACCAAACUACGGGGCAGUGUCCCUGCAAGGACGGCGUCACCGGCAUCACCUGCAACCGCUGCGCUAAGGGCUACCAGCAGAGCCGCUCCCCCAUCGCCCCCUGCAUAAAGAUCCCAGCUGCUCCCCCCACCACUGCUGCCAGCAGCAUGGAGGAGCCUGCAGAUUGUGACUCAUACUGCAAGGCCUCCAAAGGGAAGCUGAAGAUCAACAUGAAGAAGUACUGUAAGAAAGACUAUGGAUCACUCUCUUCCCCUGCCAUGCCAAUGCUCUUGGGAUGA